AUGACAGCCCAGGGUGUCCUCUGGAUCCUGCUUGCAUUUCUGGUGUGGUCUAAGCCAGGAACAGCCUCCUUGCCCCUGGUCAUGGAUUCUGUCAUCCAGGUCCUGGCUGAGCUGGAGCAGAAGGCGCCAGUGACGGAAGUCAGUCUAACUGCCUCUGCACGGCUGCUGUCAGCCCAGGACUCUGGUGCCUCCAAUCCCCUUCACCACUUCCUGCUUGAGACACCAAGUCACAAAGCUGCUGAACUGGAUGCCCACCCACUGAGUCCGGAGCUUCAAGGCCUGAUGAAGAUGGUGGCCCAACACGAGAUACGGGGAGGGCAGGAACACGGGGUGGUGCUGGCCCCCGAUGGUUCCACAGUGGCUGUGAAGCCUUUGCUGGCGGGGCUGGAAGCUGGACUGCAGGGGCGCAGGGUUGUCAACUUGCCCUUGGACAGCCAAGCCACCCCUUGGGAUGCUGAAGCCACCCCUCCAGGACACAGGGAUGCUCCUCCAGAGGGAACCUCUGCAGAUGCUGGAGCUGCCUCUUCAGAUACUGAAGCCACCUUACCAAAUGACAAAGCCAAGUCCCCCACCACUGUGGACCGAAUCCUGGCAGUCACCCUCGCAGCAGAUCUAGGCCUGACUUUCCUCCAGCCUCCCCAGACCCAGAGCCUUCCAGGCCUGGGGACAGAGGGCUGUUGGGACCAGCUCUCUGACCCCCAGAUCUUCACGCUGCUGGACCCCAAGGCAUCAAUGCUCACCAUGGCCUUUCUCAAUGGGGCACUGGAUGGUGCCCUCCUUGGAGACUACCUGAGCCGAAUCCCUGAGCCGCGGCCACCCCUCAGUCACCUGCUGAGCCAAUACUAUGGAGCAGGGGUGGCUGGAGACCCAGGCUUCCGCAGCAACUUCCGACGGCAGAAUGGGGCAGCUCUCACUUCACCCUCCACCUUGGCCCAGCAGGUGUGGGGGACCCUUGUCCUGCUACAGAGACUGAAGCCGGCACGCACCCAGCUGCAAAACGUGAGCCAAGAACAGCUGGCCCAGGUGGCCACCUAUGCUGCCAAGGAGUUCACUGAGGCCUUCUUGGGAUGCCCAGCCAUCCAUCCCCGAUGUCGCUGGGAAGCGGCACCUUACCGGGGCCGCCCGAAGCCAUUGCAGCUGCCGCUUGGGUUCUUAUACGUGCAUCACACGUACGUGCCAGCGCUACCCUGCACCACCUUCACUGGAUGCUCAGCCAACAUGCGCUCCAUGCAGCGUUUCCACCAGGACACGCGAGGCUGGGAUGACAUCGGUUACAGUUUUGUGGUGGGCUCCGAAGGCUACGUGUACGAGGGCCGCGGCUGGCACUGGGUGGGCGCGCACACGCUCGGCCACAACUCCCGUGGUUUCGGCGUGGCCUUCGUGGGCAACUACACGGCGACACUGCCCACCGAGGCCGCGCUACGCAUGGUGCGCGAAGUGCUGCCGAGUUGCGCGUCACGCGCUGGACUCCUGCAACCAGACUACAAGCUGCUCGGCCACCGCCAGCUCGUGGCCACUGACUGCCCGGGUGACGCGCUCUUUGGUCUGCUGCGCACCUGGCCGCACUUCACCGAGGUAAGUCUGCGCCGCCUGCACUCCUGCAGAUGGCCGCCCUUCUGCGUGCACAGACAGCUCAGUGGCCUCUGACCCCUGUCU
Marmota flaviventris (yellow-bellied marmot) is the source of this 1656-nucleotide messenger RNA. It is a transcript of the gene Pglyrp2, whose product is annotated as peptidoglycan recognition protein 2. Gene Ontology annotation, molecular function: N-acetylmuramoyl-L-alanine amidase activity; zinc ion binding. The record is from RefSeq and is a predicted model, not a curated record. Gene Ontology annotation, biological process: peptidoglycan catabolic process. NCBI's taxonomy places the organism in Eukaryota, Metazoa, Chordata, Mammalia, Rodentia, Sciuridae.